Messenger RNA from Cyclocybe aegerita, 987 nucleotides. The record is from the annotation of a GenBank genome assembly. Lineage: Eukaryota; Fungi; Basidiomycota; Agaricomycetes; Agaricales; Hemipholiotaceae.
AUGAUGGGAAACGCCGACGGGUCAUCAAAUGUCGGGAACUCCCCCUCUUGCUUCGAUUAUGCACAUCACUCUCGCGAUUUGGCCUCGAGUGCCCUGGUUGAGAUGGUGUCACGGCCCAACUUAAAGUCUCUUCACCUCUUCCGAAUCCAUAUGAUGCCCGUUGACUUCCUGGACCACUGUGAAGGGCUAAAAUCCCUUUGCAUCGAAGACUCGUGGGGUAUCUCCAGCAACAAUAUCGCUCCGAAACCCCUAGUCGGAUGCCCUAUCAUUCCUUUGGACGAAAUCCUCGUAGCAAGAAGUUCAAUUCUUCUGGACGUGUUACUCCGUUCAAAAGGGAGAAUUGACCUCAGCCACGUCCAGAAAGUGACUGCCGAGAUUGAGGACGAUCCCUCUACGGAGACGUCCUGGAAGCUGAUACAGCACGCCAGCCAAACCCUCACGACGCUUGCUUUGGUGGUUAGGAAGCCGAAAUUCCUGCGGUUUUUUGUGGAUAGAGCCCAGCCGCCAGCCCUCCGUCCACUGAUUACCCUGUCUUCGCUGACCCUCCUCCGAACUCUGUCUUUCUCUCUGGUGCUCAAUGGCAACGUCGACCCCCAACGGCAUAACCCAUUGCACACUCUAUGCCUCCUUCUCCACACGCCGGGCCCAAUGCUCGAGGAGAAUUGGGUUGGUGCUCCGCGCUCACGGGGUGCCGGUGAACGCCCAUCGACUUUCCUUAGCGAACUCGAUGAUGUUCUAUGCGAUGCACAAACCCUUCCUCACCUGGCUCAAGCGGAACUAGAGAUUAUCCUCCCGGAAGCAGACGAAGGCUCCUCAGAGGAUUUCGUGACAGAUAUGGACUAUGAAGGAGAUGACAAGGUCGACGCAUGGGAAGCGAGGAGACUCCCAACCGUGUACGAGCUGCGGCGGAACUUGAAGAAAAUGAUGAAGCAGACUCAUAGGCGAUUAGGGAAUGAGCUUCAUAUAGUACAGCUGGAGGUUCCUUGA